AUGGCAAAGGGACAACCUCUGCAGAGAGAGCAGGCAUGGACACCACUGCAGAACAGAACAAACACAAAAAUGAAACUCACAAGGUGUGGAAAGAUAACCCUGGGUAUCUUAAUGAUGGUGAUUGUCGCAGUAGUCAUCGGACUCAUUGUUUAUUUCGUUGCUUAUGGCAAGACACCUCUCUACUACCACCUCAUCUUUAAAGUUAAUAACAUUGACUACGACAGCAAGUUUGAAAAAUCAUAUUCACAAGACUAUAUGGACCUAAAUAAAAAGAUAGUGUCUUUGAUAAAUGAAACAUUUCAUGGAUCGAAACUGAGAGGACAGUAUGUCAAAUCUCAUGUUGUCCAAGUAAGCCGAGCCAAAGGGAAAGUGAUAAUACAUGCUGUGCUGAAGUUUAAAUCCUGUUAUAAAAAUAAUGCAGCAAAAUUUGGGGAUAGAAUUGAAACCAUUUUACGUGAGAAGCUAAAGGGUGAAACUGGGUCUUUACAUAUAAAUUCUUCUUCAUUUAAAUUUUCAGACAUUGCAAUACCAACAGCAGAAAAUCUUCUCAAUACCUGUUGUGGACAACGCACAAUAACUCCCUCUGGCAACAAGAUAGCAGGGGGCAUGGAUGCCCAGGAAGGGGAAUGGCCCUGGCAAGCUAGCCUUCAACAGAACAACGUCCACCUAUGUGGAGCCACUCUGAUUAGUAACAGCUGGCUUGUCACUGCUGCUCACUGUUUCAUAAAGGACAGAGAUCCCAAAGAAUGGAAAGUUACUUUUGGGCUUCUUUUAAGUCAUCCACAAACACAGCGAGGUGUCAAGGAUAUUAUAAUUCAUGAAAACUACCAUUACCCCGCACACGAUAAUGACAUCGCUGUUGUACAUCUGUCUUCACCAGUAUUAUAUACAAGCAACAUCCGAAGAGCAUGUCUUCCGGAAGCUACUUAUACAUUCCCACCCAACUCAGAUGUGGUGGUCACUGGAUGGGGAACAUUAAAGUCUGAUGGAAUAAGUCCUAAUAUACUCCAAAAAGGAUUAGUGAAGAUCAUAGAUAAUAAGACCUGCAACCAUGAAAAGGUAUAUGGUGGUGUGAUCACACCUGGAAUGUUGUGCGCCGGGUUCCUGAAGGGAAAUGUGGAUGCCUGCCAGGGUGACUCUGGUGGACCUCUAGUUGGUGCAGAUUAUAAAGGCACUUGGUUCCUUGCUGGUAUUGUAAGCUGGGGAGAUGAAUGUGCUCUUCCAGACAAGCCUGGUGUCUACACUCGAGUAACAUACUAUCGAGACUGGAUCAUGUCCAAAACUGGUCUCUAG
Molecule: messenger RNA, 1293 nt
Organism: Diceros bicornis minor
Lineage: Eukaryota; Metazoa; Chordata; Mammalia; Perissodactyla; Rhinocerotidae
Product: transmembrane protease serine 11C-like
Exons: 10
Coding region: 1-1293 (430 amino acids)
Biological process (GO): proteolysis
Cellular component (GO): extracellular region; plasma membrane
Molecular function (GO): serine-type endopeptidase activity
Source: RefSeq, a predicted model, not a curated record